Rhagoletis pomonella (apple maggot) is the source of this 1680-nucleotide messenger RNA. Its product is annotated as erythrocyte band 7 integral membrane protein-like. NCBI's taxonomy places the organism in Eukaryota, Metazoa, Arthropoda, Insecta, Diptera, Tephritidae. The record is from RefSeq and is a predicted model, not a curated record. The coding region runs from base 856 to 1680 and encodes 274 amino acids. The transcript has 5 exons. Gene Ontology annotation, cellular component: plasma membrane.
UUAUCAGAUAGUCGAUGUGAUUGCCUUAUCUGAAGGUCCUUUGAGUACAGACCCGAUCCAACCCCAUUUUUCAUCUUUAAGUCAUUUGAUACGGCUGUGGUGUGUUCUACAAUCCCCCCUAAUAGAUAAUAAAUAGGUGGUAAUAGUAAGCUCUCCGCUCGGUAAACUGCAUUUUCGAACCGUAUCUAUCCAUGAUAUUUUUAUAACGAAAAUUAUAUUUUCAUUAAACAGAAGCUACACCACUGGUAAUCGUGUAAGAGUUCACCUGUAAAUAAAUAUUUCAUAAAGUUUAUAUAUGCGGGAUGCAAGUUGACUGUAUCGUGCUCGUUCCUUAAGCUUGGAAAAUGUAUACUCGAGACGCUCUUGAUCAUGGGAGAGCACUUUUGAGUUUCUUUCUAUUGAUUGCAGAGUGGCGUUGUUAGAUAAAAAUAUUUAACUUUUUAGUUUGACUUGAUAGGAUAAUUUUUUCUGCUUGUAGGCUGUUUAACACAACGGUAUGUCAUUUAUAGGAGUUGGAAAUCAAAUAAAGAGAUUACAGGAAAAAAAUCUGAUUCAGCUGUUUUCACAGGGUGCCAAAAAAAUGUUUACACUCAUGAAACAUCCUCACAGUGUGUUCAAAACCGCUUGAACAAAUUGAACUGUUUUUGUGAUUCGGUCUAAUGUACAUACAUACAUAUACCCCAUACAUGAUUCAAUAAUUAUUGAAUCAUGGCAUAAACCCAGUUCGUUUGUUUUCACUAACACUUUUUACAUACGAGUUUACAAUUAAAUUUAUACAUUUUUCUUUGACAUAUAAAUUUAAAAAGUGAAUUUAUUGCAUACAAUUAUUUCGAAUCGCAUAAAAAAUUCUUAGUAAUGAACUCACCGCUUGGAUCAUAUCAAUAUGGCGGCCGCCCCGUAAAAACAACGGAAAAUCAGGAAAAAACUCUGCUCGAACAAAUUGCAUUUGUGUGCUCAUUUCUAAUAUUUUUGGCAUUCUUUCCACUUUCAUUACUUGUCUGUUUGGCUGUGAUGAUGGAAUUCAAACGCGCAGUUGUAUUCCGAUUGGGGCGUUUAAGGAAAGGUGGUCCACGAGGUCCGGGAAUAUUUUUCAUUUUACCUUGCAUAGAUGAAUACCAAAGUGUUGAUUUGCGUACGGUGUCAUUUGAUGUGCCGCCACAGGAAGUACUUACAAAGGAUUCAGUGACAGUAUCACUUGAUGCCGUUAUCUACUACAGAAUACAGGAUCCCUUGCGAGCGGUAAUACAAAUAGCGAAUGUUGAGGCCUCUACUAGGCUAUUAGCGCAAACGACCUUACGAAAUGUUGCGGGCACAAAAAUGUUGAUGGAGCUUUUGGCUGAUAAAGACGCCAUUUCGCAAGCUAUUGAGAAGAUAUUGGAUGAAGCAACUGAUCCUUGGGGCGUGAAAGUAGAACUCGUUGAAAUAAAAGACGUGCGACUACCGUUAUCUCUACAGCGUGCUAUGGCCGCCGAAGCAGAGGCCACUCGUGAGGCCAAAGCGAAAAUAGUUGCAGCGGAAGGUGAAUUUAACGCUGCGCAAACCCUGAAGCAGGCAUCAGAUGUUAUCGGAAAAAAUCCUAUUGCACUGCAGUUAAGAUAUUUGCAAACCAUGAAUACGAUAGCCGCUGAACGCAAUACAACAAUUAUAUUUCCGUUUCCAAUUGAUAUGAUGGAUGUUUGA